This is a messenger RNA of Phaeodactylum tricornutum CCAP 1055/1, 2490 nucleotides long. RefSeq lists its product with no specific name. Bases 225 to 2447 code for a protein of 740 amino acids. The transcript has a single exon. NCBI's taxonomy places the organism in Eukaryota, Bacillariophyta, Bacillariophyceae, Surirellales, Neidiaceae. Gene Ontology annotation, molecular function: protein binding. The record is from RefSeq and is a predicted model, not a curated record.
CUUAAAGAAAAUGUAAAGCGAACAGUUUGGGGAUGGGGCAAUUUGUGCCUUCUCUUCGAGAGGCCCUUAACUGAUCUAAAGUAGCUCCCGCAACUGAUGUAACGUCCAGCUCCGAAACAAAGCCGAAAAACAGGAUUGGAAAUCCCCACGGUCGAUGGAGCGCGAUAUUUAGUCGAACGUUGGAUUCUUGUCAUAAAAUGUUGCGCUAGUCCAAGAGCUUUAAGAUGCUUACCACCCUUCACAUCGGCGUGCCAAAUUCGAUCCCGUCGAUUGCUAGCGAAAUGAAGGAGCUCAAGCUGACGAGAGCGAUCGCACUUCCUCAGCAUCUGGAAAGCGUCACCGAUAAAUGCAAUAUUGUGUCUGGUCAUACGGGGAGUCCGUUACUAGCUCAAGAAAACCAUUUCGUCAACAGAAGACAACACUACGAUUCAAUCGCAAGCUUAAACAACGCAGGUAUUCAAUUUGCCGAGUCCUCUAGGAUGAGUGCCGCAUUACAGUGCUUCCGCCAAGCUCUUUGCGAUGCGGAAGCGAUAGCUACGGUGCACGUUUUGCCUGCUGCGGAUACUCGACCGACCAGCAACGCCUACCAAAAGUGGAGUGGUGCAAAGGGGCCGACAUUGGGUAUCAAUCGAGAGACUGUGUCCGGUUUCCGAAGACGUGAGUAUGACGAAGGAAUGCGAGUCUUUGCCGCAUAUCUUCGCCUUCCCAUGCCAAAAAGAGACACGGCCGAAACGCAGAGCUCAGAGAUUGCGACUGUACUGUACAAUAUGGGUCAACUUCAGGUAGACCGACUCGACUACGAAACUGGCCAUGGACUGUUUGUCGACGCCCUAGUCAUGACAGAGUACAUGUCGAGAGACCAAGCGCGCCAAAGUGUUGUGCCGAUCCUGCACGGCAUUGGAUACACGCGUUAUAGAAACGGAGAUUUUGAAAAGGCCAUUGAGACCUUUCAAGAAGCGCUGGUAUUUAGCUGGGAGGAUGGAGACAGGCGACACCUGGCAGCGACAUUGAACUGCCUUGGGGUUCUGUACUUCCACCUCCCCGAAGCCAAGCCCAAACGUUCUAUGGAAUUUUUGACAAGGGCCCUCACGCUACAGAGAAACAUACCCGGAGAACUGGUCGCGAUUGCUACUACUCUUAACAAUCUCGGAAGAGUUUACUACAUGGAGAAACGUUACAAGGAGGCUCUCUCUGUCUAUUCAGAAGCGCUGAACAUUCGAAGGAAUUCACUGGGAGCAGAAAAUUUGGAUGUCGCCGCAACUGUGUAUAACACUGGACAAACGUUUCAGCAACUGAAGGAAAUGGAUACUGCAAUCUACUACUACAAAGACUUCCUACGGAUUGCCAUUCCCAAAUUAGGUCGAGAGCAUCGAGACGUCUGCACUAUCUUGAAAUGCAUGGCGCAGAUAUUCCACAAGAAGCGAGAUUUUCCAAGAGCACUAAGCCUGUACCACGAAGUACUCUCAGGAUAUCGCUCUUCGAUGGGGGAACAUGCUGAAGUCGCAUCAAUAAUGAACAAGAUCGGAAAUCUACAUUAUGAAGCCGGAGAUUUUGACUCUGCCAUCGACAUGUACCUACAAGGAUUGUAUAUGGAACGUGAAGUGCUGGCGGAUGCACAUCCAAACAUUGCCGUAACGCUAUCAAACAUUGGACAAAUUUUUAAGCAGCGUGGAGAGUACGAUUCGGCUUUGAGGCUCUACGAAGAAGCGUUUUCGCUCCAAGUCCGAGCCUUCGGAAAAUGCGACCCAAAUGUUGCCCUGACUUUGUCAAAUAUUGGGCUUAUUUACUACCAAAGUGGAAAUUUUGCUGUUGCAUUGGAGAUGUAUCAAGAGGCUUUGGCGAUUCGUCGCAAGCUGUAUACUGAAAGCAAUCUUGACGUGGCGUCCUCCCUUAAUUCCAUAGGGCUUGUUUUCUUCAAGCUUGCUCAAUUUACCAAGGCUCUGACUAGCUUUGGUCAAAGUUUGAACAUUCGGCGAAAUGUUUUGGGUGAUUCUCACCAAGAUGUUGCCAUUAUCCUUUACAACGUCGCAACAGUGUAUAUGGAACUAGGGCAAGAGGAUGAAGCGGUAGAAUUCUAUCGGGAAACGAUACGAGUGGAAAAAACUGCUCUCGGUCCAACCCAUCCUGAUGUCUGCCUAACGCUUCGGUAUGUCGGUCAGAUCUAUCAGCAGCGAGGAGAUCUCCAGGAUGCAUUGAGCUGCUUUCGUGAAAUCCUGCAGAUACAACGGGACAACUUCUUUGAAGAAGAUUUGUGCAUCGCCAGGACGCUCAAUAGUAUUGCCAACCUCGAAUUACAAAGAGGGAAUACCGACGCCGUGGUUGAAACAAUGUCCGACGCUGCACGUAUUUCCAAGCGAGCUGGGGGCAGUGAGUUUGAUUUUCGUUUAUGCGGGUUCCAUUUGUACGGGUUCGCUAAACUGCACCCUCAAGGAGCCGCAGCGGCAUGAUAACUGUUGGCAAUAAUGAAUAAAGAGCGUUUGAGUCGUCUGA